UGAAACAUGCUAGUACGUGAAGUGUGAACUUGAUCUGUGGCAUCUGCUUAUUCUCUUUUCAGAGGUGCUUCACAGCUAGGAUAAGAUGAUGUGACCUUUCUGUUUGAGGUGAUUCGAUAUUUUGUAGGAAAACUUAUCAGAGUCUAAACGAGUGCUUAAGAUAUGGCUGGACUAUUUCUUGGUCAUGCGUUUAGGACUUCUGGUAGACGCCAGGGCUGUAUGGCCAAUUGACUUCUGAGCUUUUUGCCCAUUUAAUGUGGUUACAAUAAAAAGGCUGACUUUGACAAUUAGUGCAGGGCAUGCCUUUGCUUAACCGUUGGUUUGGGUAUUCUAUAACAAAGUAGCAUUUAAUAUCAGAAAAUGAUACUGAAAAUGAGUUAUGGGUAGACUUCUCAUGUCAAAGUUUUCAACGAGUAAAGAAGUUCUUUUUAAAGCCAAGCUGGUUUUGGUUAGUGAAACAAUCGACACAAAGUAAAACAAAAACAGGUUUGGCUUUUGGUUUCGGGUUGUUGGAAGUGAUUUUUGUUAAUUGUGGUUCUGAUCAGGUGAUCUGUUCUUAGUUGCUGACGAGAGAGACAAAAAGAGUUGAAUAAAGGGCACAGUUUAACAAUAACUUUUAGUGCAGGGCAGCAUAUAAAUGUACUGCACUUCCAAAACACAUGGCAAGAUCAUUGAUCAUCGAAGUAUGACUGCUCAAUGCAAAAUGUAUUGUACCAGGGAGAACAUUAAUAAUUACCGUAUACAUUGGGCAACAUUCCCAAAGUCAAUUCCCGUGACUCCCAAAGUCAGUCACAAGGCAGGAAAUUUUGAAAUAAAAAUAAAAAAUUACUUAAAGUGAUCCAAAGUUUCUACUACUCUUGUUCCUUCCCUUAUCUGUCCAGAUCAGAGGAACUCAACUACCAAAACAAACCCCCCCCCCCCCCCCCCAAAAAAAAAAAGGCCAGCACCACCUUCAGGAUUCUCUCUUUGAGUCUGCCAAAAUUCAAUGGAAGACUACAACAGAUCAAGAUCAUAUGGUAAUGGGAUGAUGCAGCCGGACAUCUAUCAUGGACCACCUAUGCCUUCAGCUUCUUAUGAUCUCAGGUGCUAUAGUGCUUCCUAUGCGCAGUCCCAGAUGGCUAACAACUAUAACACAAGAAACAACAGGAACUUCAAGUUGAAGAAAGGGAAGAGUACUUCUGGCUCAUCUUCUUCGAAGUCAUGGAGCUUUGCUGACCCUGAGUUCCAGAGAAAGAAAAGGGUUGCUGGGUACAAGAUGUAUAGUGUGGAAGGUAAGGUCAAAGGGUCCUUGAGGAGGAGCUUUAGGUGGCUUAAAGAUAAAUACACACAAGUUGUCUAUGGGUGGUGGUGAUUCUGGCAGUUGGUCUUUUGUUUCUUGUUGCUUUUUUCUUUAUAUUUUCUCUUGCUUGUAUUCAAGGUUUUCUGGGAAUAUAUUUACAUGUUAAUUCCUUUCAAAUUCUUGGAGGUCUUUUCUGGCCAAAAAAAAAAAUUGGUGGUCUUAUGAUCAUGAGGCUUUGACCACAUGAUUUCGAGCUUUUUCUUAUAGUCUUAUUCUAUAUAUCCAAUAUUGAUUAUUUCACCAGCUUGGUUACAAAACUUUAGAUUAAAGUUGUUAAUUGACAAUAAGAACUGCCUUUAUUCACUGGGGAAGGGAGGUUUUUUGAGUUGCUUCGAGCAUAGGCUUCUUCCUCAGCUGUUGUUCAAGGAACUUUUGUCAUCAGUAUUGGCUUAAGAGUAAGCAUUUGAUGCUUGAUUGUUCUCGAGCCUUAUUUGAUCAUUUUGAAACUUUUAGGUGUUCUCUGUCAUGCA
Molecule: messenger RNA, 1809 nt
Organism: Durio zibethinus
Lineage: Eukaryota; Viridiplantae; Streptophyta; Magnoliopsida; Malvales; Malvaceae
Source: RefSeq, a predicted model, not a curated record